UGCAUCGAUCAUUAAGAGUGCAUUCUCUCCCGCUCUCUGAUCUUGCGCUUGUCACACUCCCAGAACCCGACGGGAUUCAUGAUCGGAAUGUCCUCGUUGCAGAGUUUGGGGUGGGCAGGGAGGGAGUGAGGGCGGGAGGACUAGGAAUUUGGUGCGAUGGAAUAGCGAGAGAGUUGAUUCGUGCAGAUCGACGCUGUGCUAGAUUUUCCGCUCCAAUCUUGGUAAUCGAAGCUGUUUUGUGCUAGUGAGCUAGAGAUUGCUCCAUUGGUGAUUGUUGUGCGUUUGCGAGUGCUACAAGUCGGCUUCUGCUCCGAGCUUGGUUGACUAAAGGGGAAAAGGGAAAGGACUGCUCGCAUUACAUUCUGUGCCUGUGUGAGCACACAUGGGCUGAAGACGAUGAAUGUGACGUCGCGGAUAGUAGUGUAGCUUUAGAGUUUUGCAAUUUUCUCAUUUGCCUCGUAUUCGAGGCUGGCCAUUACUGGAAUGGUUUGUGAACAAUCGUCUGGGAUUCGUAAGCUCUCGUUUGUAACUUGGCAGGUUGCUGUGCCUCUAUGUGAACGCGCGAGCGGUGUUUCUUGAGGAUCAGCAUUUGAAGGAGAUGGUUGUACUUCGUUUCGUGUCCAGUCAUUCGCAGGCAUGAGCCCUGUUGCGAAUGCUGACAGGAAUAGAUGGCGAAUGACUCAGAUCUUUCUACAUGAUCUUUUUGGGAUUGGAUGUAACCUCUAGAAUUUUAGCCGUCCACUUGAUUCACAAAUCAGUGCACAAAUGUGCGAAACAAUGGAGAGAACCAACAGCCACGAUUCGGGGUCCUCUGACGGCUCUGGAUCACUCAAUACAUCUAUGGACAAGGAGGCUACACAGGCUGUGCAAGUAGCCCUCAAUGUGAGACCGCUAAUCACACAAGAACGUAUUCAAGGAUGUAAAGAUUGCAUUCUUGUAGUCCCGGGAGAGCCGCAGGUGCAAAUUGGGAGCCAUUCCUUUACUUUUGACCAUGUUUUUGGAAGCACUGGAACUCCAUUAUCGACAAUAUUCGACCGCUGUGUUGCACCUCUUGUGGAGGGACUUUUUCAUGGUUACAAUGCGACUGUCUUGGCCUAUGGACAGACAGGAUCGGGGAAGACCUACACCAUGGGCACGGCCUACACCGUCGGAGGUAAUUCAGAUGGAGUAAUACCGAAGGUCAUGGAGACAAUCUUUAACAAAGUUGAGACGCUGAAGGACAGUGCUGAAUUCAACCUAAGAAUUUCAUUUAUUGAGAUUUUAAAGGAGGAAGUACACGAUCUCCUGGAUUUCAGUCCGCCUUCCACAGAACUUCCUACCUCAAACGGAACUAAUGGCUUGGCAUUUGGCGGAGGGUUGAAAACAGGAGCAACAGUGAAGCCGCCUAUCCAAAUCAGAGAAACAGGUAAUGGUGGUAUUACUCUAGCUGGCGUGACUGAGACCGAAGUCACUACCUUAGCAGAAAUGGCAAUUUGCUUGGAGCAAGGUUCCCUUUGUCGGGCCACUGGGAGCACCAAUAUGAAUUCAAGUUCCAGUCGGUCGCACGCAAUUUUUACCAUCACAGUUGAGCAGAAGCGAAAAUGGGACUCGCCCACGGCUUGUGCAGGAGUAUUGGAUGACAGCAGUGACGAUUAUCUCUGUGCAAAGCUUCACCUUGUUGACUUGGCUGGUUCAGAAAGAGCUAAACGAACUGGGGCUGAUGGCAUGCGCUUUAAAGAAGGUGUCCACAUAAAUAAAGGUCUUUUAGCCCUUGGAAAUGUGAUCAGUGCCCUUGGUGAUGAUAAGAAGCGGAAGGAAGGAGGGCAUGUCCCGUACCGUGAUAGCAAACUCACUCGGUUGUUGCAGGAUUCAUUGGGAGGCAAUAGUCGGACUGUCAUGAUAGCUUGUGUGAGUCCAGCCGACUCAAAUGCUGAGGAGACGCUGAACACACUGAAGUAUGCGAAUCGGGCCCGUAACAUUCAGAAUAAACCCACGGUGAACCGUGAUCCUAUGGCUGCUGAAAUGCAGCGCAUGAGGCAUCAGCUGGAGUUGAUGCAAGCAGAACUUAUUUGUGCACGUGGUGGAGGCCCAUCUUCCGCAGAUGUUCAAAUCCUAAAGCAGAAAAUUGCCUGGCUGGAGACAAGCAAUCUCGAUUACCGUAAGGAACUUGAAGAGAAUCGUGCACGUUUGGCACAACUGUCCCAACAAGCCGUAGAGUCGCAGGUUUCUAGGGAUAAACUUCAGCUCAAACUUGAUCAAUUGCGGUCUGGUAAGACUUUUCAGGAGCUGGAUGAGGAAGACAGUACCGCGACUGAGGACAUGCUCAAAGACUAUGUUUCUAAGAUUCAAGAACUGGAGACUGAAUUACAUCAGUAUCGAUGCUACCCAAAAGGUUUCAAGUCCCCCUCGGCUGCAAAUCUUAGCGAUAUUUGUUCGGCGACGGAGUUCGCUGACGGUGUUCUCCCUUCAGCCAAUGUUCCUGAGGUUGCCGAGGCAGAAGUUCAAGCAAAAGAAUGGGAGCACACUGUGCUCCAAGAGAAUCUCGAUAAAGAACUUAAGGAACUCGACAAAAAACUUGAGCAGAAAGAGGCGGAGAUGAAAUCGUUUUCAAAACCUGAGACAGUGGUUCUGAAGCAGCACUUCGAGCGCAAGCUGGUAGAACUGGAAGAGGAAAAGAAGAUGCUGCAGAGAGAACGUGACACAUUGAUGACGGAACUCGAGUCUCUAGCAACAACAUCUGAUGAACACACUCAUAAGUUGCAAGAAUCUUACGGUAACAAAUUGAAGACACUUGAGAGCCAGAUCGCGGACUUGAAAAAGAAGCAGGAGAAUCAGUCUCAUCUACUCCGGGCUAAACAGCGCAUCGAAGAAAGCGCCAAGCGCCUGCAAGAGGAGAUACAACGUAUCAAAGCUCAUAAGGUACAACUUCAGCAGAAACAAAAACAAGAAUCGGAGCAGUUUCGCGUCUGGAAAGCACAAAGAGAGAAGGAGGUUCUCCAGCUUCGUAAAGAAGGGCGUCGAAACGUGUUCGAGAUGCAGAAGCUUCAGGCUCUACAUCAACGGCAAACCAAGGUUUUACAGAGAAAGACUGAAGAGGCUGCAGCAGCUACUAAACGACUCAAAGAUCUCCUUGAAGCAAGAAAGUCCUCCAAAGAAAAUUGCACCAAUGGAGCUGCAAACGUCAACGGAUCUGGCGCUCAGAGCGAGAAAGCACUGCAGAAUUGGUUGGAACAGGAGCUUGAGGUUGCAGUCCGUGUACACGAGGUUCGCACAGCUUAUGAGAAACAAAUGGCAGAGCGGGCAGCUUAUGCUAAGGAACUGGCCGAGCUGAGACAGGAGGAAGAUAAAUCAUCUAGCGACCCUGAUGAGAAUCCUACUUCUAGGUCUGCUGACAAGGAGUGUGUAGGUUCCACUCGUAGUUGUAGAAUUACCUUGCUGGAGAGUAUGCUCACUUCAUCCUCCAGCUCUCUGGUGGCUAUGGCUUCCCAACUUUCGGAAGCUGAGGAGCGGGAGCGGAAUUUCAGCGGGCGAGCUCGUUGGGCUCACCUGCGUUCUAUGGGCGAUGCAAAGAAUCUUCUUCAUCUAGUUUUUAAUGCAGCAUCUCUCGCUAGGUGUCAAAUUCGGGACAAAGAAGAAGAGGAAAAGGAUACCAAAGAGAAGAUUGCUGAAUUGGAGGAAAUAUUGCGACAGAGUGAGAUUGAUCGACAGGACCUUGAACAGCAACAUCGGUUGAAGGAACAGCAAUUUACAGCUGCACUUGCUGCAGCUACGAAGGUUCAUAGUGGUUUCGGGGCUGUGAAGAGGCGAGAUGUGGAGAAGGUAUCUGUCUUGACUAAAUGGAGACAGUCUUCAGAUCCUUCUAAAGACUCUAGCUCAGGAAGCGAAAAAUCUUCAUAUGCCCUUCGAAAGGGAUCCCGAGAUGCACGACGUAAUGUCUCGGAUACUGAGUGGGAUUCGGAUGUGCACUUAUCUGACAACGAUCUGUCCAUGGAGGAUUCGGAUUCAGAUUGGCAAGACAAGUAUGCUAUUCGCAGGAACAACUCCUCAUCAGGAUCUGGUCGUUCCACUCACAAAGGUUAUAUGUCCAGAAAGAUGAUCAGCAAUGGUGCUGGUCUUCAUCCUCGGGGAAAAGAGAAAAAUGGAGCGCCUAUCGAGGGACUUUCUAUCUCAAAAAGGAAUCAACCUAAUUUUGAUAGUGGCGAGCAUACCCCAAUCCAAGCCUCCAAAUCCGCAUCCGUCCAUUUUGGGAGUUAUGUUAUCGACGAGGAACCUAUUACUCCUGAAAGGUUAUGUUCCUCGCCGAGUUCUUCGAAUGAGUUCCAAGGGUCUAUUCCAUUCUCAUUUGAAAUUGCUCAGUUGGAACAGUCCCCAGUAGGGGAAGGAAGCGAUAGGCGUCUGUCGCUCGUCGGUAUUCUGGAUGAGGUGGAAGCAGGUGCUAGGCGUGCUGAACGCGCUAUGGCUGCUGAAAGAGCUGCAAUGGCUGCUCAAGCCGCUGCCUUGCUUGAUUCUGCAUUUCAGGAGGCAACCAGCCCCAUCGUAGGGCGUGCUCAGGGUGGAGGUCAUCUAGGUUCUGGGGAGGAAAGUGAUGGCGAAAGAGCUCGUCGUCGACCUUUGUCUGAUCUUGGAAACAUUAAGAUGCUCAGCAGCCAAGGCAAGCCUAAGCGUAAGCAACGCCCCACGUUCAAUCUUGUAACCCAGGAACCGAACCUCCCGGCUCAAGCAGACCCGCCAUCUCCACUUCCAUCUUCUAUUACGUCCCUCAUAUCGGCCCGGGCAUCAUUGAUGAAUGCAACUACACCGAAGAAGAAUAACUCUAACGGUACUACUACAUUUUCAGAUCGCCCAAGACCAGUACCUCUACCUCUUCCCCCAGGGAUUGACGCCCUGAGCACCUCCAGCCCCUCCCGUAGGCCUCCGCCACACGAGUCUGUGAUCACUGCCAGCAGCCCUCUUCGCACGACCCCAGCCUUCGAAGCAUCAUCCUAUACAGCGAGGAGCCCUUUACGUUCAGCCCCGAGCUUUGAUCCAGCAAUAACCCCUAGCACCCCUGUACGUUCAGCUCCGACUCAUGAAUCACCAUUUAUUUCAAGGAGCCCUUUACGUUCAACGCCAAGUUUUGAACCAGCGAUGACUCCUAGCACUCCUUUACGUUCAGCUCCGACCCAUGAAACGCCGUUUAGUGCAAAGAGUCCACUUCGUGCUGCUUCAUCGUGUGAACCAUUGAUCAGUGAGAAAAGCCCUCUCCGUGCUGCUUCGUCAUAUGAGCCAUUGAUCAGUGAGAAAAGCCCUUUACGCAUGCUUCCCAGUUAUCAGCGAAGAAUUACUACUCCAAGCGCGAGUCCAAUGAAGCUCACGCAGAAUGGGACUGGAGAAACAGAUUCAAGGCAGCAUACGCUUGGGGCUUCCGAAUCGAGAGUCAGUGCGUUUGGGGCGACUGACUCUAGAACUUCUAAGCCUGACGUCGAGUCAACAAGGAGCAGCGUCCUUGCGGGUUUUGAAUCUAUCAGGUCUAAGAAUGGGGCAUUCUCAAGUAUGGAUCUGAUGCGGAGCAAGAACACAGUUGCCGGGUCCACUAGCAGUCAAUCCGGGAGUUCCAGAAAGAAGGAAUCUGUGACCGCUAGUCCAGCUGCGAAACGGGAGAAAGAAAACAUUCGUUCCACUUUACGGCGGUGAUAAGCUGGAUUCCGAAUCUGGUUCGUAUUUCGACACAUGCAAGAUUCCAUAACAUACGCCGUGUUUCGUAAAAUGUAUAAAAAAAUUAGAGAAAAUACGUUCAUGGUUUGAGUGAAUAGUGAAGUCCACGCUUUCCAAAGUGGAGGAGACGUCUCAUCAAUUCUUGCAGAUAGGAGCACGACAUUGUUUGGAGUGAGUACGUUGAACGACACAUGACUCCUUGAGUGUUAAUAGAUCCGCCUGUCCAUGUGCAGCUCAUUCCUUAUUAGAUUAGUCAUUCUUAUCAUUUUAAGUCUUAUUUUAGGUCUUUUAAGUCCAUUUUAGGACGUACAUUGAAUGGUUGAUUGUUACCCCAACAUAGCCGCUAUAUUUGUUUAAUAGGUGUGAUUAUCCCUGUGCAUGCCAUGAAAGUAUGGAGCAUGUCAAUGAUCUUGUUCUCCGCAUUACAGCAUGUAGAGAAUUCAUUUACAGUGGGCUCUCACCUCAUCAUUUAAGAUCACUUUCAUGUUUCACUCUUU
Molecule: messenger RNA, 6170 nt
Organism: Physcomitrium patens
Lineage: Eukaryota; Viridiplantae; Streptophyta; Bryopsida; Funariales; Funariaceae
Product: kinesin-like protein KIN-4A
Biological process (GO): spindle elongation; mitotic spindle organization; microtubule-based movement
Cellular component (GO): microtubule associated complex
Molecular function (GO): microtubule motor activity; ATP binding; microtubule binding
Source: RefSeq, a predicted model, not a curated record